This is a messenger RNA of Nannospalax galili (Upper Galilee mountains blind mole rat), 3124 nucleotides long. RefSeq names its product TGF-beta activated kinase 1 (MAP3K7) binding protein 1 (gene Tab1). Gene Ontology annotation, biological process: protein dephosphorylation. The record is from RefSeq and is a predicted model, not a curated record. Gene Ontology annotation, molecular function: protein serine/threonine phosphatase activity. The transcript has 11 exons. Gene Ontology annotation, cellular component: cytosol. Lineage: Eukaryota; Metazoa; Chordata; Mammalia; Rodentia; Spalacidae. Bases 74 to 1588 code for a protein of 504 amino acids.
CUCGUCGAAGCCACUCUAGCCCUGCCUCUCGGUGCUCCGCCCUCCGGGUGGCGCGCCGCGGGGGUCCUCCAAGAUGGCGGUGCAGAGGAGGAGCCUGCUCCAAAGUGAGCAGCAGCCAAGCUGGACGGAUGACCUGCCGCUCUGUCACCUCUCUGGAGUUGGCUCAGCUUCCAACCGUAGCUAUGCUGCUGAUGGCAAGGGCACCGAGAGCCACCCUCCAGAGGACAACUGGAUCAAGUUCAGAAGUGAGAACAGCUGUUUCUUGUAUGGGGUCUUCAAUGGCUACGAUGGCAACCGGGUGACUAACUUUGUGGCCCAGAGGCUGUCUGCAGAGCUCCUGCUGGGCCAGCUCACUGCUGAACACACAGAGGCUGAUGUGCGGCGUGUGCUACUGCAGGCCUUUGAUGUGGUAGAGAGGAGCUUCCUGGAGUCCAUCGAUGAUGCCUUGGCUGAGAAAGCAAGCCUCCAGUCCCAGCUGCCAGAGGGUGUCCCUCAGCACCAGUUGCCACCCCAGUAUCAGAAGAUCCUUGAAAGACUCAAGGCCCUGGAGAGGGAGAUUUCAGGAGGGGCCAUGGCUGUUGUGGCAGUCCUUCUCAACAACAAACUUUAUGUUGCCAACGUUGGUACAAACCGGGCACUUUUGUGCAAAUCUACAGUGGAUGGACUACAGGUGACCCAACUGAACGUAGACCACACCACGGAGAACGAGGAUGAGCUCUUUCGCCUUUCACAGCUAGGUUUGGACGCAGGAAAGAUCAAGCAGGUGGGCAUCAUCUGUGGGCAGGAGAGCACCAGACGCAUUGGGGAUUACAAGGUCAAAUAUGGCUACACUGACAUUGACCUGCUCAGUGCUGCCAAGUCCAAACCCAUCAUCGCAGAGCCAGAAAUCCACGGUGCACAGCCUCUGGAUGGCGUGACAGGCUUCCUGGUGCUGAUGUCCGAGGGGCUGUACAAGGCCCUGGAGGCAGCCCAUGGGCCUGGGCAGGCCAACCAGGAGAUAGCUGCAAUGAUUGGCACUGAAUUCGCCAAGCAGACCUCCCUCGACGCAGUGGCCCAGGCUGUGGUAGACCGAGUGAAACGCAUCCACGGAGACACCUUUGCCAGUGGUGGGGAGCGGGCCAAGUUCUGCCCACGGCAUGAGGACAUGACCCUGCUGGUGAGGAAUUUUGGCUACCCACUGGGUGAAAUGAGCCAGCCCUCAUCAACCCCAGCCCCAGCUGCAGGGGGCCGUGUGUACCCUGUUUCUGUGCCCUACUCAAGUGCCCAGAGCACCAGCAAGACCAGCGUGACCCUCUCCCUCGUUAUGCCCUCUCAGGGCCAGAUGGUAAAUGGGGCCCAUAGUGCCUCCACUCUGGAUGAAGCCACUCCUACCCUCACCAACCAGAGCCCAACCCUGACCCUGCAGUCCACCAACACACACACGCAGAGCAGCAGCUCCAGCUCUGAUGGUGGCCUCUUCCGCUCCAGACCCACCCACUCACUCCCACCUGGUGAAGAUGGCCGAGUUGAGCCCUAUGUGGACUUUGCUGAGUUUUACCGCCUCUGGAGUGUGGACCAUGGUGAGCAGAGCGUGAUGACAGCACCUUAGCUUGGCUUCAGAGUGCAGCCUAAGCAGGCCUUGUGUGUAGGCACAGAAGCCCAGCACCAAAGCAGGACAGGCUUUAGUCUUCCUUGACCUUUGCAGGUGCCAUGAGACCAGUGGGCGCCAUGUCCUCAUUGUGCUGCAGGCUCUAUCCCACUGCAUUUGGGCUAUAGCCCGAGUAUAAACUUCAUUGCUUGUCUACACAGGAGGCUAGAGGUCAGGCCACAGGCAGCAUCAGACAGGGUCAAGUGCAGAAGCUGCAGGUGGCCUGCAAGCCAUCAAGAAUACUUCCUGACGUGUGUAAAAAGGAGGAAGAAUCAGCGCUGUGGACCCCAAGUGCCGCAGUUCUGACAGACACUGCUCCCCCAAGACCAGCCCUCCCUGUCCCCACCUCCCCUGCAAUAGCCUGUGACCAUUGUUGGUGUCCCUCAGCUCUGCAUGGAAAUCCCCUUCCAGUCUUUCAGCCUGAACUCCUCUAAGUCCCGAAGCCCAGGUGGCAUUGCACUUGGCCCUGGUUGUCAUUGGGAAAGUUCAGGAAGAUCAGGGAAGCACUGGGAGCUGUGAUAGCCAUACGGGAGCAGGAUGGAGAAAAGGACCUCCUCACAGAACCAGCCUAAGGACUGUUAGACCUGGACUGUGGAAGCUGGCUGCUGAGCUAAGCCAGGGAACAUAGGGGUGAAGCUGGACUCACUGAGCUGGCUUCCCAGUAGGAUGCGGACAGUGAGGCCAGGCCCACUGCGCAGUCACAGUGGCUGCUUUUGCUAGGUCCUGCCCAGAAGUAGGAGAAGCCGAGUUAGAUAAGCAGAUUCCUGCUCUACUUCCUCCCUGCUGGUCCUGGGGAGACCAUGGUGCUGAGGGCCACUGCCUUCACGCUGCUGGCUCUGGAUAGCAGUCAGAGAUGGGAAGCAGGCUGUGCUCUGCCGAAAGAUGACUGGACAGCAUCUGUGAGAGAAGAGUCCUGCCCACCCAGAAGGGCUUUAAGGGUGUGCAUGAUGUUUGCCAGCCCAAAGGGAAGGGCUGGCCAGACCCUGAGUUGGACUAACUCAAAUAUAUUCUCUGCCUUCUGUGGGGAGGGCCAGUCCAUGGCCGCCCCCAUGCUCAGAGGAGGAAGCCGGCCAGGGAGGCCCCCUUGCCUGAGCCCUGCCGUCAGUAUUGGAGUCCAUGCUCAAAUCUUGGCCUUUCUGUAUGUAGUCCCACGAUUCUGACAGCCUUUCCACAGCCUCCCCUACCAUGUGCAGCCUCUGAGCAGUGUUCAAUGUGUCCCCUGUUGGCAAAGUCCAGUUUCAAGCCCUUCUCAGAGUCCAUUUCCCUGAUGUGGGCUGCCUGUGCAGUACUGGGGAGAGGCUGGAUUUCCUGGGAAGCACUUGGAAGGGGAGGAAGAAGCCUAUCACCGCUGCCCUCACUAGGAAGCCACCUCUGUCCUGCUGCUGAGUGGAUUUCAGCUGUUGCUCAAAGGUUUAGGGACAAAGAAGAUUCUCUCCCAAGAAUGUGGUGCUGUUUGGUCUCUAGAAAUAGAAUCCUGUUCUUAAUGCAGUAAACUAA